AUGAAGAUGAAGAUGAUCCACAAACUCAGUGUAGCAUUUAUCGUCUCUCUUCAAAUGAUAGUGUCAGUGUGUGGCAAAGCAGGUCUCAACACAAGGAUAGUGGGGGGGCAGAAUGCAGUGCCUGGCGCUUGGCCAUGGCAGGUCAGCCUUCAUAGGAACGGGAAACAUUUCUGUGGUGGAUCACUCAUCAACAAUCAAUGGAUUCUGACUGCAGCUCACUGCUUUCUAGAUACAACACUCCCUGUAACUGUGUACCUGGGCCGACAGACACAGGAGGGGGCAAAUGCAAAUGAGGUGUCCAGAGCUGUCUCUAGUAUCAUAAAACACCCAAAAUAUGAUUCCCCCUCUUAUGACAACGACAUCACUCUUCUGAAACUGGAUUCACCGGUGAAUUUUACUCAGUUUAUCAGUCCGGUCUGUCUGGCUUCAUCAAACAGUUUGUUCUUCAACAAAACCUCCAGCUGGGUCACUGGAUGGGGAGCGAUUCGUUCAAACACUCCCCUGCCUUCACCGCAAACUCUACAGGAAGUGCAAGUGUCUAUUUUUGGAAACAGGCAGUGUAAAUGUCUUUAUGGUGUCACAAAAAUCACAGACAACAUGAUGUGUGCUGGAGUAUUGGAAGGGGGCAAAGACUCCUGUAAGGGUGACUCUGGUGGUCCUAUGGUCAGCAAACAGGGUUCGGUCUGGAUCCAGUCUGGAGUUGUGAGCUUUGGCAAAGGUUGUGCUAAAUCAAUUUUCCCUGGUGUGUAUACCAGAGUGUCUAAGUACAAGGCCUGGAUCAAUGAGCAAAUCACCACCAACCAGCCAUGCUUCACUACGUUCAAUUCCAUUGGUACUGACGGUGACCUGAGCAUCAGCUGCCCUAGUGUGUCUGCCAUCCCGACAAUUACUGCCCCUACAACUACACCUAUCACACCUUUAACAUGUGGAAGUGCCAGUCUGAACACCCGUGUUGGAGGAAUCAGCUCCCUUGUGUCUCCAGGCAGAUGGCCAUGGAUGGUCAGUCUGCAGUUUAACGGCAGUCAACUGUGUGGCGGAGCGCUGAUUGCUGAACGCUUUGUCAUGAGCUCUGCUAGCUGUUUUACCAGCUCCAACAAUGCCUCCGAUUGGACCGUGAUCCUGGGCCGUCUAAAUCAGAACGGCUCCAACCCCAAUGAGGUCUCUAUAAAAGUGGUGAAUCUCACCAUCAGCAAUACCACAGGCGACAACGUUGCAGUCUUGCAGCUGGCCGUUGCACCAAACCUUACAAAUUUCAUCCAGCCUAUAUGUGUGGACAUGGGAGAAAAUACCUUCAGCGCUAAUACUCAAUGCUGGGUGGCAGGAUGGAGCUCAGGAGCAGGAGGAGUGAAUCAAACUCUUCAGGAAUUCAAGACCUCUAUUGUGGAUUGUGUAAACUCAAGCAACAGUAUUUGCACAAGUUCUUUGAACUUACAGCAGGCAAGUUACUUAUGUUUAAAACAGGAAGGAAAUAUAAUAUAUUUACAGUUUACAAUAAGAAGACUUCACGGCGGGAUUGAGGAGAUCCUCGAAUGUGAUCAAACGGGUCUGCUGAUGUGUAAGCAGGGUCUGUCAUGGAUCCAUGCUGCUGUUUUGACCUUAAAACCGAGCAUCUCAAACAGCAGCUCUAACACGAGCUCCAGCAACAGCACUGCAUCAUCCCGCUCUCUCCGUCAAGAUAUCCAGACCUUUACUAAAACCUCCAGCUUUGCAUCAUUCCUGAGAGAUGUGGUGGGCUCUUUCCCUCCAAAAGUCGCAAGCCCCACUGCACCUCCAAACAGCACCAACACAACCCAAGCUGGCUCUAAUGGGUCUACUGAGACUUGGCUGGAUAGUAACAUCGCGUCCAGUGAGGUGGAACCUUCAGGUUUCUCGGCGUUUAGGACCGACCGAGACCCCAACAUCACCGGGAAGGCUCGCGGAGGCGGAGUCUGUUUCCUCAUCAGGGACGAGUGGUGCCGGGCAGUUACGGUGAGAGAGAAACUUUGUACUCCUGACAUCGAGCUGCUAAUCUGGAGUCACUUUCACCUGAUGCUCCUAAGUUCAUCCUGGGAGAUUUUAAUAACUGUUCUUGCCCUUAAAAAACAUCUACGCACAUACUAUCAGUAUGUUAAGUGUUUUACUAGGAAAAAUAAGUCUUUAGACAUGUGUUAUGGAACCGUCAAAGACGCCUACACAGCAUCCCAGCUACCACCACUAGGGGCGUCUGAUCACACUGUGGUUCAUCUUCGGCCUGUCUAUAAGAGGUUACUGGAGAGGGAGAAGCCUCAAAAAAGUGUGUUGGCCUUCUGCAUCAUCUGCUGGUUUGGAAAUGCUACUGAGGCACAGAAGAAGUCUGUAAGGAAAACAGUAACACUGGCCAGUAAACUAUUAGGGAUCACGUUACCAAAGAUGAAGAUGAAGAUGAUCCACAUACUCAGUGUAGCAUUUAUCGUCUCUCUUCAAAUGAUAGGGUGUAAUGCACAACAGGAUGUGUGUGGCAAAGCAAGUCUCAACACAAGGAUAGUGGGGGGGCAGAAUGCAGUGCCUGGCGCUUGGCCAUGGCAGGUCAGCCUUCAUAGGAACGGGAAACAUUUCUGUGGUGGAUCACUCAUCAACAAUCAAUGGAUUCUGACUGCAGCUCACUGCUUUCAAGAUACAACACUCCCUGUAAUUGUGUACCUGGGCCGACAGACACAGGAGGGGGCAAAUGCAAAUGAGGUGUCCAGAGCUGUCUCUAAUAUCAUAAAACACCCAAACUAUACCGUCUCUAAUGAUAACGACAUCACUCUUCUGAAACUGGAAUCACCGGUGAAUUUUACUCAGUUUAUCAGUCCGGUCUGUCUGGCUUCAUCAAACAGUUUGUUCUUCAACAAAACCUCCAGCUGGGUCACUGGAUGGGGAACGAUUGGUUCAAACACUCCCCUGCCUUCACCGCAAACUCUACAGGAAGUGCAAGUGUCUAUUUUUGGAAACAGGCAGUGUAAAUGUCUUUAUGGUGUCACAAAAAUCACAGACAACAUGAUGUGUGCUGGAGUAUUGGAAGGGGGCAAAGACUCAUGUCAGGGUGACUCUGGUGGUCCUAUGGUCAGCAAACAGGGUUCGGUCUGGAUCCAGUCUGGAGUUGUGAGCUUUGGCAUAGGUUGUGCUGACAAAGACUUCCCUGGUGUGUAUGCCAGAGUGUCUAAGUACCAGGCCUGGAUCAAUGAGCAAAUCACCACCAACCAGCCAGGCUUCAUUAUGUUCAAUUCCAUUGGUACUGACGGUGACCUGAGCAUCAGCUGUCCUAGUGUGCCUGCCAUCCCGACAACUACUGCCCCUACAACUACACCUAUCCCACCUGUAGUGUGUGGAAGUGCCAGUCUGAACAACCGUGUUGGAGGAAUCAGUUCCCUCGUGUCUCCAGGCAUUUGGCCAUGGAUGGCCAGUCUGCAGUUUAACGGCAGUCACGUUUGUGGCGGAGCGCUGAUUGCCGAACGCUUUGUCAUGAGCUCUGCUAGCUGUUUUACCAGCUCCAACAAUGCCUCCGAUUGGACCGUGAUCCUGGGCCGUCUAAAUCAGAAUGGCUCCAACCCCAAUGAGGUCUCUAUAAAAGUGGUGAAUCUCACCAUCAGCAAUACCACAGGCGACAACGUUGCAGUCUUGCAGCUGGCCGUUGCACCAAACCUUACAAAUUUCAUCCAGCCUAUAUGUGUGGACAUGGAAAAAAAUACCUUCAGCGCUAAUACUCAAUGCUGGGUGGCAGGAUGGGGCUCAGGAGCAGGAGAAGUGAAUCAAACUCUUCAGGAAUUCAAGACCUCUAUUGUGGAUUGUGUAAACUCAAGCACCAGUAUUUGCACAAGUUCUUUGGACUUACAGCAGGGUGAUCAAGGGGGUCCGCUGAUGUGUAAGCAGGGUCUGUCAUGGAUCCAUGCUGCUGUUUUGACCUUAAAACCGAGCAUCUCAAACAGCAGCUCUAACACGAGCUCCAGCAACAGCACUGCAUCAUCCCGCUCUCUCCGUCAAGAUAUCCAGACCUUUACUAAAACCUCCAGUUUUGCAUCAUUCCUGAGAGAUGUGGUGGGCUCUUUCCCUCCAAAAGUCACAAGCCCCACUGCACCUCCAAACAGCACCACCACAACCCAAGCUGGCUCUAAUGGGUCACAAGUAUCUUCUUCCUUCUCUUUGACCCUUUCUAUCCCGUUCCUCUCACUUGCAGCUUUCCAAAUCUUUCUUCAAGGCAUCAAUUGAGUUUGAGUAGAAGGGGCCAUUUUUGAAGUGUGACUGUAAAUUUUCAGUGUGUUCCAUUAUAUAUAAUCAUACAGCAUGAAGAGCUUUUGUGGAGCACAUCAUUCAUUUUUACUUCUGACAAACUCUUAAGAUCUUUAUUAUCUCACACCAAGCUGUUGCCUGUUGUUCUUACACUACAAUUGACCAUUCACAAAGACCCGCCCCCAUUAGUUAGAGUCGCUAUGUCCGACAAGCUACGCUGCUCUCUCUCUCUCUCACACACACACACACACACACCAUGUUCUCACACAGUGAAAAAUACAUCGCGGAUUGACAACACGCUGACAGACCAGGUUACUUUUGAUAUUAAACAAAGUCUCACCUUUCAAAUUUGGUAAUUUUU
Molecule: messenger RNA, 4588 nt
Organism: Pimephales promelas (fathead minnow)
Lineage: Eukaryota; Metazoa; Chordata; Actinopteri; Cypriniformes; Leuciscidae
Source: RefSeq, a predicted model, not a curated record